UUAUCGUCAUGUUCAUCAAUUACAGAAUUACAAUCAAAUCAAUAGGCUACAGUUCAUUCAUAUUAUGGUACGAUUAUCAUACAUUUAAUUCCACACGUGUAAAUUAUUUUGUAGGCUAUAAAAACUGUCAUGGUGGGUUGGGUUUUAGUAGGAGACAUGGCGGCAUUGGUCUUGUUAGAGGAUAUUGCCAACCGUUCAAUACGGAGAGAAAGAGUUUUUCGUGACCGCGCAGACUUUUGGGCACAUGAUGACACAUGGCUGAUAAGCAGGUACCGCUUGCCGAGAAGGGCUUUGUUAGAGCUUUGUGCUCAAAUGGGCCCUCAUCUACAGAGACGCACCCGACGCAACCAGGCCAUACCCGUUCAGGUGCAGGUUUUGUCUGUUCUUGGGUUCCUGGCCACAGGAACGUUCCAAAGAGAAAUUGGAGACAGGUCGGGAAUAUCCCAAUCAACAUUUAGCAGAAUAUUGCCUGAUGUUCUUCGCGGAAUUAUUGGCCUAUGUCCGCAAUUAAUUCGAUUCCCAUAUAGUGCCCAGGAACAGCGAGAAGUGAGGCAGGAUUUCCUGCGUAAAACAGGGUUCCCAAACGUUAUUGGUGCGAUAGACUGCACCCAUGUUGCCAUACGAGCUCCACAUGUGAACGAGUACAUGUAUGUCAACAGGAAAAACUUCCACUCCAUAAAUGUGCAGCUCAUUUGUGAUGCGCGUAUGGCAAUCCUAAAUGCUGUUGCGCGCUGGCCAGGGUCAACGCACGAUUCUUUCAUCGUGCGUAAUUGCAGUGUUGGAAAUCGACUGGAGGCCGGAGCGGGCAGAGACGGCUGGCUUCUCGGAGACCGAGGUUAUCCUCUAAAGACAUGGCUGCUCACCCCGAUUGCGCACACGGAGACAGCCGAGGAGGCCCACUUCAACACUGUACAUGCUCGUGCGCGGUCGGUAGUGGAGCGCAGCAUAGGCAUGCUGAAGGGAAGGUGGCGAUGUUUGGAUGCAUCAGGAGGGAGACUGUUAUAUGACCCCGAAAAGGUUUGCCAGAUAAUCCUAGCCUGCUGUGUACUACACAACAUGUGUUUAAACCAUGGCAUAGAACUACUAGAAGAGAAAAUGCGCAUGGACGAAGAUGACCACCCUCCCCUCCCUGCUGACCGUAACGCGCACAUUACUGCGCUGAGAAGACGGGAAGUGAUUCACCAAUUAUACCAACAGGUAAAUCAUUUUGCUGAGAAUAAACACAGACGUUCACAUUUUAGGUUUUUAUUUAAGCAAUUUGUUCCAAGUACCUGCAAUUGCGGACAAAGUUUGAUUCAUUUCAACCAGAGCAUGCCGGACUUGCCGAAGCUCGGUAACCACCUCACUAAUAGACUGGUUUAA
This is a messenger RNA of Labeo rohita (rohu), 1362 nucleotides long. Its product is annotated as putative nuclease HARBI1. The transcript has 2 exons. Lineage: Eukaryota; Metazoa; Chordata; Actinopteri; Cypriniformes; Cyprinidae. The record is from RefSeq and is a predicted model, not a curated record. The coding region runs from base 130 to 1362 and encodes 410 amino acids.